AUGGAGGUGCGACGUCAAGGAUGGAGGUGCGACGCCGACGAUGGAGGUGCGAUGUCGAUGAUAGAGAUGCGACGCCUACGAGGUUUUUGCUACGCCGACGAGGUUUCUGCUACCCUGACGAUGGAGGUGCGACGUCGACGAGGUUUGUGCAGUGUGAGAAUGGGUUUGAUUGAAGCAGUGGAGGUUGUAGUGGUUCAAAUCAAUGGUGACUUGUCUAGGGUUCCAAUGGGUUAA
Molecule: messenger RNA, 234 nt
Organism: Prunus armeniaca (apricot)
Lineage: Eukaryota; Viridiplantae; Streptophyta; Magnoliopsida; Rosales; Rosaceae
Source: the annotation of a GenBank genome assembly